CAUGAAACCCUUUUAUGCAAUGUCAACUGUAAUCUUAUUUCGUGCGGGUGGGCUUUGGUAGUUUUUAAACGCAGGGAGAUUUUGAGCUUUGCUCAAUUAAAUAUAUCGCUUUCUCGGUCAAUAAAAGAACGUGAUUCAGAGAAAAAUAGCUUGACUGUGCUUUCAGCCAUAGAUGGCAAUGCACCAAUAUAUAUGUCCAGUCGUUUUAAAACUGAACUUACAGGUUUUCAUUUAAAUUGAAAGAAGCGCGUAUAGAUCAAGGUUUGAAGAAGGCGCGGCGAGUCAGGAGAACUCGAAACAGUGUCAAUGACGAACCGUGAACGCCCUCUGUUCACAUAAGCUGGCAAAAUGGAUUUCAUUCUCUUUCCCACUCUAAACGUAAAGUACACACACUUUAGCCCAUGGCACGCAUUAAGCUGUAUACACAACAUGAAUAGGUGAAGCGACUGGCGCUGGCCAUGAACACGUCAUCAAUGUCAAUCUCGAUCCCAGACCACUUGCAGUUCAACGUCAGUGUUUGAGUUGAGCUGCUCAUCUGUUUCUCGCCUGCUUUCUUGAUGGCGGGAACUUCGACCAUCAGCAAUUUCUUCAUGAAGGAUUGAAGCUUUUUCAACAGUUUUGCCAGUUUUUAUUGUCAUUCUCUCCUCUUUGUUAAUAACAGGUAGCAAGAACUUUACCUUGUUUCGAUCCUGUUGGUGUCCCAAAGCUGUAUAGCUGGAGAAAAUUGGCAGCCCUCGUUGUCUUGUUGCUAGCUAGCAGCGUAGCUAGCGAAGCCAAGUUUGUAUUAUUCAUGAGUUUCUACAACCUGGAUGCCUUUCAAAUGAGCCUGAACGCCUGACACAGACAGUGAACCGUAACUCUCUGACAAGUCAAUCAGAUAGUUCUACGCCGCCCUUUCGAACAGCAGCGCCACUCUGAAAUAUGGAAAUACGGAAAAGGGGAGAUAUGAUUUGCCAAACUUCGGCCGGGACCACACCGCUUGCGUCGCUGCUCGUCCAUGUUGUUGUGUCUUGAACUGGUGGUAAACAUCGCAUUUACAAAAGAAUCUGUGCUUGGAACUUGGCAAAAGACUCGACCUUGGGCUAGCAAUCGAUCAUUUGGAAGGGUAUAAUAGCUCGACGGGUUAUUGAGCGUUUCAUCGACGGGUCAAAACAUUAGAUUAUACGCUUAAUGUAUCGUUUGGCGAUUCCAUCUGCGAUAGUCCUCGUUUAGCCGCACUCGCUUCCAAACCCGUGCAAUACCAGGCAGUAUAUGAGUGUGUUGACAAGUAUUAUGGCGUCCACUGCAGUACUUAUUGUUUUUUCUUUAAUGAUAAACUACUUAGCUUUGGCGGAAAAACGCGAGUACAAGUUAGGCCUUCUGAUACCGUAUUCAACUGUGGUGCCGCAUUUCUCGGACGACUUCAACAAGGGAGAAAAUUUUGCCGCAGCGAUGACAAUUGCAGUGGAAAGAUUAAACGCGGACCCAACGCUUUUGGCUGACUACAAUGUUACAUUUGUAUGGGAAGACACAAAAUGCAACGAACUGAUUGCUGUCCACGAGCAGUUAAAUCAAAUUAAUUCUGGAGUACAAGCUUUCAUAGGACCGGGAUGCAAUUGUCACACCGCGGCAAGGAACGCGGCAGCUUUUAACAUAUCCAUGAUUUCAUUUAUGUGCAGUUCUGCAGAUUUGUCUGAUAGAGGAAAGUAUCCUACAUUUGCUCGUACAUUUGCGGUUGACUCCCAAGUGGGGCCGAGUGUCGUCAGUCUUCUAAUAUCUACUUACAACUGGACUCGAGUGGCUAUUAUUUAUCAGAAUUCUACUCAGUGGAAAUCUUUGAAAGAGCAUCUGGUGAAGGAAUUUGAGAAAUAUGGUAUUGAUGUAGCUCAUGAGUAUAUGGUGGAUAGUGAGGCACUUUACGACUAUUUGCAAAAUGAGGCAGAGUUCAGGGCAGCUUUGAGGGAGAUAAAAGAAAAGGCACGAAUUGUUCUAGUGAUUGCCAGUUAUGACUAUGCACUGGAGACACUGUAUCUUGCCAAAGGAGAAGGAAUGAUCAAUGGAGAAUUUGCUUUCAUUAUAUUCCAGUUGAACCAGUUAAAGGUGACCCUGGCUAAAAAACAGAACUUUUGGUGGUUUUAUCAUACCCUUCUUGGUCUUCAAAGAAACAGCACUGUCACCCGCGCAGUCAUCAAAGAAGCCAUGCCGGCUGCCCUGAUAUUGGCCGUUAAAAAUCCACGUGGCAAAAGUUACCAAAACUUCAUUGCAGAGGUCAAGAGUAAGACAUCUGAGAGUCCUUUCUACAGUCAACAUUACAAUGGUUCAGGUUACACAAUGACACCUCCAGUAUUUGCUGCCUACUUGUAUAAUGCUGUCUAUCAGUAUGGAGUGGCCUUGAAUAAAACUCUAGCACAGUAUGGUGCUGCGGCACAUAAUAAGACCCCUUCAGGAGAGGAAAUACUAUCACAGCUUCGUGAUUACACUUUUGAUAGUAUCCAGGGUUACAGAGUACAUUUAGAUGAAAAUGGCGAUGCACAGUUUAACCUGACUUUAAUGGACAUAAGGAAAGACAUAUUAGUUGAAGUGGCAGACUUCCAGAUAACAUAUAGUACCUCUGGUAAUCAAACCAAGAAGGGUGUUCCUAGACUUGUGUUCCGGAAAAAUAGGACCAAGAUUUGGGUUGGUGGUAGCAGAAUGCCACCAAAAGAUCGUCCUAAGUGUGGCUUUAACAAUGAACUAUGUCCUCCUCCGACAGAGAAACCUUCAGACAACAAAACGGAAAUCAUUGCAGGAGUUUCGUGUGGUUUGGGAUUCCUUGCUCUUCUCCUUGUGAUCAAUCUAAUCAGGCAGUACAGGUUAGAAAGAGAACUGAAGAAUAGAUUGUGGAAAAUUGACUACAAUCUUUUGGGCUUUGAGCGGAGAACUUCCAACACAUCUUUAGCAAGUGCUAUUAAAGAAGCAAAUGAAGAGGCUCUACCACUCAUGAGGGAAGAAAGCAGUGAUGGCAAAAUCACAACUGUGGGUAACUACAAGGGAAAUAUGGUAACGGUAGCAAAACUUCCUAAAGGGCGUAUAGAUUUGACAAGAAAAGUUCUUUUAGAGCUGAAACAGAUGCGGGAUAUUAGACAUGAUAAUUUGAAUCAAUUCAUUGGUGCUUGUGUAGAGCCAGAAAUUUGUAUUGUUAUGCAGUAUUGCUCCAGGGGAAGUCUACAGGAUAUUUUAGAAAACGAGGACGUCAAGUUGGAUCACAUGUUUAUAGCUUCACUUGUGGCAGACAUAGUAAAGGGUAUGGCAUACAUGCACAGCUCAGAUGUGAAAUCCCAUGGGAAUCUCAAAUCAUCCAAUUGUCUGGUGGACAGCCGCUGGGUGCUAAAAAUCACAGACUUUGGGCUCCCGUCAUUUAGAACUAAACUGAAAAAGAAUCGAGAAGACUACGCGUACUACCGAGAUUUACUCUGGGUGGCGCCAGAACUUUUACGAAUUCCCAAUCGCCCCCAGAGGGGGACCCAGAAAGGUGAUGUCUAUAGCUUUGCUAUAAUUUUACAAGAGUUUCACACAAGAGAAGGACCUUACAGCUCAAACUUCAUGGAACCAAAAGACAUAGUUCACAGAGUGAAGGAUGCUGAGUUCCCGCCUUUUCGUCCAACGGUUACUCAACUGAUUACUGGCGUUGAGGAGAUCCGGGAACUUAUGAAACAGUGCUGGGUGGAGAACCCGGAUGAGAGACCAGACUUUCACGAGAUAAAGAAGAUUAUGCACAAAGUUCUCGUGAACAACGGCAUGAAAACAAACAUCUUCGACAACAUCGUGUACAUGAUGGAAAAGUACGCGGACAACUUGGAGGAGCUUGUUGUGGAGAGAACCGGUCAGCUGAUCGAAGAGAAGAAGAAAACCGAUGCACUUUUGGAAAGGAUGCUGCCGAGACCUGUCGCCGAGCAGCUCAAAAAGGGCCAAGAAGUAGAGGCGGAGAGUUUCCAUGAGGUGUCAAUCUACUUCAGUGACAUUGUAGGAUUCACCAGCCUCUCAUCCGGAAGCACGCCCAUGCAGGUCGUCACUCUCCUCAAUGAUCUUUACACGUUGUUUGAUGACAUCAUUCAAGAGUAUGACGUGUACAAAGUUGAGACAAUUGGUGACGCGUACAUGGUGGUAUCGGGCCUACCAAUCAGAAAUGGCCACGAGCAUGCCGGUGAAAUAUCCCGGAUGGCACUGCACCUUGUGGAAGCUGUGAAGAACGACUUUAAAGUUCGACACAAACCGGACCAUCAGUUGAAGCUGAGAGUUGGGCUUCAUAGCGGUCCUUGUGUUGCUGGCGUGGUUGGUAACACCAUGCCUCGUUACUGUUUGUUUGGUGACACGGUCAACACAGCUUCGAGAAUGGAAUCUAACGGAGAAGCUCUCCGUAUUCACAUCAGUCAAGCUACCAAGGCAAUUCUGGAUGACCUGGGAGGCUUUGAAGUGGAAGAAAGAGGAGAAGUGUUUUUAAAAGGUAAAGGCACGUGGAAAACAUACUGGCUAAUAAGCGCUGUUAAGCGCCCCAGCUGCAAAGCAAACAAACAUCUUCACCCCAACGGUCAACCGUUUAUGAACUAUCUGAACACUCCUGGGCAUCACUUCGGCUCCAACAGUUCGCUCAAUCUGAAAAGAACCGAUUCUUUACGACGCUCAUUAAAGGGAAAUUCUCCCAGCCCGAUAAAGAAAUCAUGGCACAAGACAGACGAGGAGUCGGCGGCUCUGCUAAACCAGACGACUGUAUGACUGGUGCACGUUUUCACUGCGCUGAUUCGCGAUUUCUUUGCUUGUUGACUUAUCGAUUAGAUAUCGACAGAGGCGAGGGAAUACUCGGAUUGUAGCGGAAAUACUCGGGAUGUUUCGGAAUCGUUCAGAAUGUCUCGGAAGUAGUCUAGAUGCCUCGGAAAUGCUCGAGUUAACUCUGGAUUACUCGGGGUGUUUUUGGAACACCCGAGAGGUUUCGGAGUGCUCGAGAAGUCUCAGAAUAGCUGAACACAUUUCGGAAAUGACCGAGAUGUUUACUAACUGCUUGAGAUGUCUCGAGACUAUUCAGGAUUUCACAGAAGUGCGCGGGUUGUCGCCCACGAGAUCUUUCUUGUGUACACAAACGCUUCUGAUUUGUAGCUGGGUUACGAAAAUAGAAAGUGUUUGUUAGAAACAAAGAACUUAUAGUGAUAUUCGACCCGUGAGACCAGCUUGGCCUCUGAAUUUCCAUAUCGUUGUAGACAUUUACAAUGUAAGAUAGUUAUAUAUAUCUUUGAAGUUCAGCGUUGUUUAACAGCGCUAGUACCCCAUCCGACGCUUCUAUACAGUGGAAACUCUGUAAAUAUUCGAAAACAAGGUAGCCAAUCAUUUUACACUGAGUGUUUUUAAGCCCAAUCACUUCCCAGGCCUCGCUACGUCAGCGAUUCGUGAGGGAAUGGUAACCAUAUAUAUGUACAUAGCUUGUAUUUAGCAGGCGGAUCGUCAGAGCAGCAACUUUAAAGCAAUUCAAGUUGUCCAUAUCAUAGUUAUUUCUGAACGAAAACCGCAAUAUAGGUAAAAUUAUAUUUAGCGUUCAAUUGAGUUUUUGGUAAACGUGAGUGGAGAAGUAUUGAUCCCUACUUCAGUCAUUAGGAAAUUUUUUUUUGGUAAUAUAAAUCAACAAGCGAAUGUAUCGUAUACCUUUUUAGAACGUUAUGGUGAAUUUUGCUCAUUCGUAAGCAUUCAGCGGCUUAUCAGUUAGUUUGCCGUCCGUGUUUGAACUUUUAACAAUAGGAGAUAUAAGCCUAUGGUUUUUAAAACUUGAAGGAGAAAAGUAACGUAAACAUUUAACAGUUUAGUCGUCAUAAAUGACAAUAAAACUGCGCUUUGAACUGGAAA
Messenger RNA from Orbicella faveolata, 5847 nucleotides. Its product is annotated as atrial natriuretic peptide receptor 1-like. The record is from RefSeq and is a predicted model, not a curated record. Gene Ontology annotation, molecular function: ATP binding; guanylate cyclase activity; protein kinase activity. Gene Ontology annotation, cellular component: plasma membrane. NCBI's taxonomy places the organism in Eukaryota, Metazoa, Cnidaria, Anthozoa, Scleractinia, Merulinidae. Gene Ontology annotation, biological process: cGMP biosynthetic process; receptor guanylyl cyclase signaling pathway; protein phosphorylation.